Messenger RNA from Diospyros lotus (date-plum), 648 nucleotides. RefSeq lists its product as uncharacterized. Lineage: Eukaryota; Viridiplantae; Streptophyta; Magnoliopsida; Ericales; Ebenaceae. Bases 1 to 648 code for a protein of 215 amino acids. The transcript has a single exon. The record is from RefSeq and is a predicted model, not a curated record.
AUGGCCCUCGUAAGUAUGAAGCAGAACCAAGGAGAACCUCUCAAAGACUUCGUUUCGCGUUUCAAUAUGGAGGCCUUGAGUAUUGGGAAUUUCGAUCAUAGUGUGGCUAUGGUAGCAUUCCAGAACGCCUUAAGGCCAAGCCCUUUUGCUCAGUCAUUAGCCAAAACGCCCCCGAUAACGUUCACAGAUAUCUUGGGUCGCGCUACAAAGUAUAUUAAUGCCGAGGAAGUCAUGCAAGCCAAGAGGGCAGAACACGCGGAAAAGAAAGAUAAAAAAAAGCACCCCGAGGAAAGAAAGAAUGAUGACCGGAAGGAGAAGCAUCGUCCUCGCUGGGACUCGGGUGGUUUUACCCUUCUAAAUGCCCCAAGAGCGGAAAUCCUUGCCACCAUUGAAGGUAAGGAUUAUCUGAAGAAGCCUCGGCCGAUGAAGGCACUGUUUGAUAAAAGGAAUCAGAAUAAAUACUAUCGUUUCCAUCGGUAUCAUGGCCAUGAUACGGAAGAAUGUCACCAAUUAAAAGAGGAGAUCCAGGAACUCAUCAACAGAGGUUUCUUAAGGAGUUAUGUGUCUAGGGAAGGCGAUUCCCGAAGAAGGAAAGAUAGACGCUCGCGAUCGAGGAGUCCCCCUAAGAGGGACCGAACGAACGAUUGA